CGAAAAGCUUUCUGCACCAGCAUUAAAGGACGUUUCUGGAGGCACGACUGCGAUUGUGCAAAGAAGACUAAGCCAAUCUUCUCGGACUCUAUCGGUGUCCCCUUCGUCAGGUAAGAAUCACAGAACUGACGAGCUGAUGACAAUGGACAUGAGGGCACCGUUUACAGAAGACGGGGAACACCGCACAGGCGUUGAUGACGAAAGCGGCCCGACGACGGAGAGCAGCCUUCUGACGGCAAACGUAGCUCCUACUGAGGCCUCCUCGACCUCUCCAAGAAACUUGUCGGCG
Messenger RNA from Amoebophrya sp. A25, 289 nucleotides. Lineage: Eukaryota; Dinophyceae; Syndiniales; Amoebophryaceae. The record is from the annotation of a GenBank genome assembly.